Molecule: messenger RNA, 1371 nt
Organism: Entamoeba invadens IP1
Lineage: Eukaryota; Evosea; Mastigamoebida; Endamoebidae
Product: Rho guanine nucleotide exchange factor, putative
Exons: 1
Coding region: 1-1371 (456 amino acids)
Molecular function (GO): metal ion binding; guanyl-nucleotide exchange factor activity
Source: RefSeq, a predicted model, not a curated record
AUGACUGAUUUACCCGACGAGAGGUGUUCGGUGUGUUUUCACUCGAUUGAGGCGCACGCGUUGCCCAUUUCCCCACAAGACAAAAUUACACCACAAAUCUUACCCGUGGACGACUACCGACAAAAAGUGUCUCAGGAGUUGUUGUCCACUGAGAGGACAUACGUCAAAAUGCUGAAGACAUGUUUGCGAGUGUAUGCGGACCCAUUACAAACAGCGAAUCCCCCGAUCUUCCCACCGACGUUAUACAAAGCCAUUUUUCUCUUUUUCAGAGACAUCGUCAGCGUCAACGAAGUCUUCCUCCAAAGCUUAGAAGAGCUUGAUAAGAAACACCAACUUGUCGUUGGGCUUUCGUCGUGUUUUCUCGGGACUUUGCCGUACCUCCGCGUCUACCGCAUGUUUGUUGGGAACAACACGACGGGGCUCCAAGCCGUCGAUGAGGUCGAACACAUGAAGAACUGCGAGAAGUUUUUAAAAGAGUGUGCGCGCAAGAACACUACAAGUGAUGAACAGAUUCAACCGUUGCGGAGUUACUUGAUCUUACCGAUCCAACGCGUCCCAAGGUACUCUUUACUCCUCUCGGACUUCUUAAAACACACGAAAAAGGAAGAUCCCUUUUUGGACGAGAUCAGUUCACUUGUUGGAUCUGUUAAAGCACUUGCGAAGGACAUCAACGACGAAGUCAAGUUGCAGACGAACAGACGGAAACUGAUCUCAAUCAAGAAGAGGUUCUGCGAGGGCCCAUACUUCUUGGAACUUGUCGAGGCGCACCGCUACUUGAUCCGAGAAGGCGAGUUGAAAAAGCUUGGGAAGAGUCAGGCGAAGAAGAGGUACUUCUUCCUCUUCAGCGACUUGUUAGUGUACGGCCGCAUGCAAAUGGGACUGUUUUACCCGAAUCGAUACCUCAAGUUAGCUGCAGUGCGAGUGGAGGACGGCGUCGAGACCAAUUUGUUUAACAUCUUCUCGCCAUAUGAAAGCUUUGUGGUUGUGUGCCAAGACGAGGAAAGUAAGAACAUGUGGGAGAACGACGUGAAGAUAGCCGCGGCUAAAGAAAAGGACAAAAAGUUCUCAAACACCGUGGAUGCAGUAGGGUUUGACGCUCCACUGUAUCAACCAUAUCAACAAGCGGAUGAGUGUUAUAUAUGUAAGAGAAGGUUUGGACUCUUCUGGACGAAGUAUCACUGUCAACGGUGCGGGUUUAUUGUGUGUUAUAGGUGUUCGACUAAAAGAAAGAUCAUUCCGCCAAGACCAAUGCUACAACGAGUGUGCGAUGUAUGUGCGGUAUCAGCUGAUAAUAACGUCGAGGUGUUUAAAGGCCUGAGAAAACAAAGUAAAAUGGAGAGAAGAAGAAUGACAAUGGCAUUGUUAGAGUAA